This is a messenger RNA of Labeo rohita (rohu), 1747 nucleotides long. RefSeq names its product dynein axonemal intermediate chain 1-like. Gene Ontology annotation, biological process: outer dynein arm assembly; cilium movement. The transcript has 14 exons. Gene Ontology annotation, cellular component: outer dynein arm. Gene Ontology annotation, molecular function: dynein heavy chain binding; dynein light chain binding. The coding region runs from base 33 to 1535 and encodes 500 amino acids. The record is from RefSeq and is a predicted model, not a curated record. NCBI's taxonomy places the organism in Eukaryota, Metazoa, Chordata, Actinopteri, Cypriniformes, Cyprinidae.
GUUUCCAAGACGCGAGCAGCUGAAAGCAAAACAUGUCUACAGAAGAUGAAAGCAAAGUUGAGACGGUAAAAUCUAAAGAGGAUAAAGCAACUCAAACCAGCCCACGUCCACAAAAGUCCACCAAGUUCACCAACUUCGGCGCUACAGCGAGUCAGUCGGAAAUCUAUGAUUACUAUGAGAAAGAAAUUAAGAGCCGGGUAAUCAAAUCAAGCAGUCAGUCUGAAAAAGAAGCCCUAGAGGAUGAAGAAGAAACAGAUGAUUCACAAAUUAAGGAUAUGUAUGAUUUAUCCCAUCUGGCUGAGAUGGCCAGAAACAUGGAGGGUGAGGUGUAUCACAAUGUGCAUGCAGACUUUUUAUAUGAUUUGAAGUACUUUGAAGAUCCCUCAGAUGAAUUUAGAGGAGAGAAGGGCACUCUUCUCCCCCUGUGGAAAUUCGAGUAUGCAGAAGCCAAAAGUCUGUCUGUGACUGCCCUCUGCUGGGAUCACAAACACAAUGAUUUGUUUGCUGUUGGUCUUGGGUCACAUAAAUUCACUCAACAGGGGGGUGGCAUGGUUCUCUUUUACACUCUGAGGAACCCCAAUUACCCAGAAUUCAUCUUUAGCACAGCCUCAGGCGUAAUGUGUAUAGACAUCCAUGAACAUCUGUCCCACCUGGUGGCUGUGGGAUUGUAUGACGGCUGUGUUGCAGUGUACAACCUGAAGAAAAAGACUGAUCAGCCCAUUUAUAACAGCAGAGCCAGCCCUGGUAAACAUAAAGGCGCUGUGAUGCAGGUAAAGUGGCAGAAAGAUGAUCUGGACAGUAAUCACAACUUCAUCUCUGUGUCUGCCGAUGGACGAGUGGUGUCUUGGACUCUGGUAAAGCAUGAACUAGUCUUCACAGACAUGAUCAAGCUCCCAGUCCCAGACACAAUUCCUGAUGACCGUAAGGAUGUCUUUUUCACAGUUGGAACGUCCCUGGACUUUCACAAACAAAAGGACUCAAAUUUUCUUGUUGGCACGGAGUAUGGAAAGAUUCACAAGGGCUCCAAACUCUAUAAUAGGUUUGUGGAGACAUAUGAUGCCCAUUUCAUGGGUGUGAGUUGUGUGAGGUGGAAUCCCUUCCAUCCUGACGUCUUCAUCUCCUGCAGCUGGGACUGUAUGGUCAAAAUUUGGGAUCAAACUAUGAAGUUUCCCAUGUUCACAUUUGAAUUGGAAAUUGGAGCUGCGGUGACAGAUGUGGCCUGGGCUCCAUAUUCCUCCACUGUCUUUGCUGCUGUCACCACUGAAGGAAAGGUUCACGUGUUUGACCUCAGCAUCAACAAAUAUGAGGCUCUGUGCCAGCAAAAAGUGGUGUCCAGGAAGACCAAGCUCUUUAAAAUUCAAUUCAACCCUGUCCAUCCCAUCAUCAUCGUGGGUGACGGCCAUGGCCAUUUGACCAGCCUCAAGCUCUCUCCCAACCUCCGCAAGACGCCUAAGGACAAGAAGGGUCAGGAGUUGCAGAUGAGCCCAGAGGUGGAAAAAGCAAAGAUGGAGCAACUGUUGAUCUUACUGCGAUAGCCUUAGAACAACCAGCAGAACUGAAGCACAUGAAGACCACGAAAAAACCCCUAAACAUUUAGAAAAUGAAAAUAUUUUAUUAUUUAUUGACUAGAAAUGUGAGCGUAGCCUAUAAGUAAUGCACUAUUUUUUUGCGUUAAAAAUAGACUUCGAAUGGAUAUUUCAAUGUAUUUAUUAAACAUUACUGUCUAAGCCAACACAAUAAAACAUUA